This is a messenger RNA of Ostertagia ostertagi, 255 nucleotides long. The record is from the annotation of a GenBank genome assembly. NCBI's taxonomy places the organism in Eukaryota, Metazoa, Nematoda, Chromadorea, Rhabditida, Trichostrongylidae.
AUGCCGCGUCAACGUAGUGGAUCGAAAAACGGAAAGCCGUCAAUGGUCCCGUUUUAUAUCAACUAUCAGCAGACUCUUGGAUCACCAUUCAUUUCGUUCGUUGAAAUUUCCAUGACCAACGAACACUACAAAUGCAAAGAAAAUUGUGACCCAAAUACGUCAGCCAAAUGCGAGAAUGGCGGAUAUCCUCACCCACGAAACUGUGAGAAAUGUAUCUGUCCUGGUGGAUACGGCGGAGAUCUUUGCAACGAAGAG